This is a messenger RNA of Camellia sinensis, 3645 nucleotides long. The record is from RefSeq and is a predicted model, not a curated record. NCBI's taxonomy places the organism in Eukaryota, Viridiplantae, Streptophyta, Magnoliopsida, Ericales, Theaceae.
AGGCCAUACUUCGGCCCUUGCCCUGACUUUCCUAGUUACCACUUUACAGAGAGAUAAGAUCCACCUAGUCGGACAGCCUCCAUCACUCAAUACCACCGCACCAGCAAUCAAUUUGCCGGGCACCGAUAAAAGGCACACAAACAAAGAUAGCCAGCCAGAUCUCUUGGCAGAAUGCCCUGGCUGUGGUUCUCUCGCCUGUCCUCUUUGUCUGAUCGUCCUAGCACCAACCACACAUAUGCUAUGGCACACCAUCACUAAUCAAAUACAUUGAGAUGUUUUUUGUUUUUUUUUUUGCACUGCAAUAUUGCAUGAAUCAUGAUCUGCAAAUCACAUGCCAUCUACUGUUUACAUCUUCUUUGCAGUCUUUUGUUGUUAUUGCGUUCAUGUCUUCACUAUUGUGCUGCCAGAGAUACCAUAACAGCAGGCAAUCCGAUCAACAGCACAAGUAACGAAACUCUCAUAUCAGACGGAAAAAGAUUCGAGCUCAGGUUCUUGAACAUUAGUGGACAGAGCAGCAGCAGAUAUGUAGGAAUACAGUAUUACACGUGGCGACCCCCAGAAAUUGUAUGGGUUUUCAACCGGGACAACCCACUACCUGAUUCCGCCACUGGUUUCUUUGGCAUUAAAAAUGGCAAUCUAGCUUUGUGGGAUGAAAGUGGAAAUUUUAACCUUUCCACCAGUCUCGGAAGCUCUCGUAGCACCGCCAAGCUUUUAGAUUCUGGGAAUUUGGUGGUGAGAGAUGAUCAAUCGGGAAAAAGUUUAUGGGAAAGCUUCAAUAAUCCAACUGAUACGUUUCUUCCUGGCAUGAAAAUGAAUGCGAACCUAAAGUUGACUUCAUGGAAAGGGCCCCACGACCCAACAACGGGCAACUUUACAUUCCAGCAGGAAGAAGAAGUUGAGAACGGUUACAUCGUUUUGAAAAGAGGUACAAUUUACUGGAAAAGCAGAGAGACAGGUAACUUCAAUAACUACAACUACUUGUAUGAUGCUGUGGCGGUAUUUCUAAAUCCUGUACCUGUCCGUAACAAUAGCAAUACUGUCCCUAACUAUACCAAUGCGAGGCUGUUAAUGAAUUCCUACGGGCAGGUUCAGUAUUUUAUUUGGAGGGAUAGUAAGACGGGAUCAUCAGGAUGGUCUUCGAUAUGGUCUGAGCCGCGUGACCGAUGCAGUGUUUAUAAUGCUUGUGGGAAUUUUGGUAGCUGCAAUAUAAACAACAACAAUAGGUGGUUAUGCAAGUGUUUGCCAGGGUUUGAGCCUACCUCACAGGAUCGUUGGGACUCUCAGGAUUUUUCUAGUGGGUGCACCAGGAAGUCAGCCAUAUGUGGUGGAGACAAGGAUAAUAAGGGAGGUGAUGAGAUGUUCUUGGACUUGACGAUGAUGAAAGUAGGGAAACCAGACAGCCCACUUUCAGAGGUAGAUGAGACGGUAUGCAGAAAGGAGUGUCUUGACAAUUGCCAAUGUCAGGCAUAUUCAUAUAAUGAAGCAACUAACACAAGGAGAGAUGGUCCCAGACAUGGCUGCUGGAUUUGGACGUCCGUUCUCAGUAACCUUCAGGAAGAGUAUGCUACAGAUGGCCACAACAUCUCCGUCCGCGUUGGGGCUUCAAGUAUAGGAUCAAUAAGCAGAAGUUGUGAGACUUGUGGCACGAACAUAAUUCCCUAUCCACUAAGUACAAGACCAAACUGUGGUGAUCCCAUGUACUUCAAUUUCUUCUGCAACUUCUCAACAGGCCAAGUUAGCUUCCGGACUCUAGGAGGCACCUUUCAGGUCAACAACAUCAAUCCAAAAACACAAAAGUUUGUCAUUGAAGUGAAAGAUAAAGAUUGUGGUGCUAGAAAUUCAAAAUAUCUACAGCUCAGUCCAGCAUCCCCUUUUCAUGCGCCUAACUUGUGCCAUAGUAAAAAACAAUCAAGAAAUGGCAAUGAAGUAGAGUUUGUUUGGAAUUCCCCACCGGAGCCACCUUGUACUUCAGCCAUAGAUUGCAAGGAUUGGCCUAAUUCAAGUUGCAAUGCGACAAGUGGUGGUAAAGGUUGGUGUCACUGCAAUGCAAACUAUCAAUGGAACAGGACAAUAGUAGCCUGUACACAAGUGGGCAAUAACCCUAUGCAAUCUGGAGGAUCUAGGCAAUUCGGAAGCUCUGAGAAGAAACAUAAGUCAAUUUCUUUGAAAACCAAAGUUAUUUUCAUAGUUGUGUUUUUCAUAAUUGUGCUAUUAUGCAUCAUUAGCUUGAUUUUCUGUAGAAGAAGAAUGGCAGCAAGAAGACGAGAAAGCAGAGAAAGAAGAGAGGGAAAUCAAGCGCUUCGGAUGUAUGACAUGGAAAGAAGUGUUAAAAACUUCUUAGAUUUGAGUGAAUUCAAAGAGGAGGAUAAAAAAGGCAUUGACGUACCUGUUUUUGACUUAGAAAGCAUAUUGGAGGCUACAAAUUACUUCUCAGAUGAAAAUAAGCUCGGACAAGGGGGAUUUGGGCCUGUUUACAAGGGUAAUUUCCCCGGAGGGCAAGAAAUCGCUAUAAAGAGAUUGUCAACUCAUUCAGGACAGGGCUUAGAAGAAUUUAAGAAUGAGGUUAUCUUGAUUGCCAAACUUCAACACAGGAAUCUUGUCAGGCUUUUGGGCUACUGCAUCGAAGGCGAUGAAAAGAUUUUACUUUAUGAGUAUAUGCCAAAUAAAAGCUUAGACACGUUCAUAUUUGAUCAAACAUUGUGCUUGUCAUUGGAUUGGAAGAAACGCUUCGAUAUCAUUUUGGGGAUUGCUCGUGGGCUUCUUUAUCUUCACCAAGACUCCAGGUUGAGGAUUAUUCAUAGAGAUUUGAAAACAAGCAAUAUUCUUUUGGAUGAAGAAAUGAACCCAAAAAUUUCAGACUUCGGCUUAGCAAGGAUAGUUAAGGGCGAAGAAACAGAGGCAAACACCAUAAGAAUUGUUGGAACAUAUGGUUAUAUGUCUCCCGAAUAUGCAUUAGAUGGAAUGUUUUCCGCAAAGUCCGAUGUUUUCAGCUUCAGAGUAAUUGUGCUUGAAAUUGUUAGUGGGAAAAGGAACACAGGAUUUUAUCAGUCCAAAGAAGCCCUGAACCUUUUAGGUUAUGCUUGGAGAUUGUGGAAUGAGGAGAAGGCAUUGGAUUUGAUGGAUCGGACACUAGUUGAAUCUUGUAAUAGAGGUGAAGUUUUAAAAUGCAUAAAUGUUGGGUUCUUGUGUGUACAAGAAGAUCCUAGUGAUCGUCCAAACGUGUCAAAUGUACUUUCCAUGCUCACCAGUGAAGCUGCAACUCCUCUUCCAAAUCCUAAAGAACCAGCUUUUGUUGCAAAGAAGUGGAUUUCUUCCGGACCUUCUUCUUCCUUUGGCAAACCCGAAACAUCCUCUUCUUAUAAUGAGUUGACAGUUUCUACAGAACCCGGCCGAUAAAUAAGAUAGUAUUUUCAUGAAUCUUUACUUCUACAUUUCUGAUAGCAAUUUAGGUGCGAUUAGUUUGUGUAAUGUUAAUUUUAGGAUAAAUUACUAAUGGGUCCUAUUUUUGAGACAUAUUACUCAUUAAGUUUAUCAUUCUCUCUUGUUUUUAUAAAUAAAUUUACAGUAAUAAAUUUAUUAGCAGGACCUGUUGAUAAAUAAGUCUAAUUAAUAAGAUUGAUAGGCAAGUGCCUCCUUAAUUUUAUC